Owenia fusiformis is the source of this 1851-nucleotide messenger RNA. Lineage: Eukaryota; Metazoa; Annelida; Polychaeta; Sabellida; Oweniidae. The record is from the annotation of a GenBank genome assembly.
AUGGCGUCGUUUGACCUUGACCUCAGUUUAUUCAAUAGGUGGCGCUUAGUUCAGUUUGUUGUGAUGAUGGAAGAAGACGUUGUGUUUGAGUCCCAACUUGAACUCGAUAAAAGGCGUGUAAAGUUGUACCUAACUUCUACAGAAAUAUUCUGGGAAUGUGAAGAAAAAGAUGGGGUCCAUGAAGAACCUAAAAAGUCACUUCUUAACAAACACAAUCGCAGAAUUCAGAUCUCUGAAAUCAUAACAGUUCAAACAGAGCACACCAGCCAUAAUGAAACGGGAUUCACAGGAAUUGAGCUGAAGAAUACAGAAUCUAACACAUGUGCCAUAUAUACAAUUCGACGUGCCCAUAAGUAUAAAUGGCGAGAGAGGAAGAUAACGUUAGUGAGUAAGGAUUGUGCAUCUUGCCAGCUGUUGAUAGAUGCCAUCAAAGAACAAUUGAAAAAAUAUACUGAAAAUCGACCGAAGAGACUCUUACUAUUUGUUAAUCCAUAUGGAGGGAAAAAACGAGGACCAAAAAUUUAUGCAGAGAAAAUCGAGCCUUUAUUCGAACUGGCGAAAAUACAAGUUGACGUUGUUGUUACCCAGAGAGCAAAUCAUGCCAAAGACAUUGUCUCUGAUUAUGAUCUCGGGAGGAUAGAUGGCAUCAUAUGUGUUGGUGGCGAUGGGAUGUUUUCAGAGAUACUCCAUGGACUUCUGCUGCGAACACUGAAGGAUUCUGGGAUACAUACAUUAGGGCCAUCUAUUCCAUUGAUCCAGCCACAACUUAGAAUUGGCAUCAUUCCAGCAGGUUCCACCAAUACAGUGGUUCACAGUACAACAGGGGCAGAUGAUCCUGUAACAUCCGCCUUGCAUAUAAUUCUAGGGGACAACAUGGCUAUAGAUGUCACCACCUUACACCAUAGCAACCACUUCCUGUGUUUCAAUGUAUCAUUGCUUGGAUAUGGUUUCUAUGGAGAUGUGAUAGUAGAUAGUGAAGAUAAGAGAUGGAUGGGGCCAAAAAGAUAUGAUUGGUCAGGUCUGAAGAAAACUUUAUCCAAUAAUUCUUAUGAGGGAGAGGUGACAUUUCUCCCUGGCCCAAAUAAACAUUUACAUCCUAAAGAUGGCAGCAGAUGUCUUCUUGGAUGUAAAGUGUGUAAUGAAGCAGCCCUUUCUUACGCCAGUGGUGAACCUCAUACCCCUGAUGGCUUUGGAGAUGAUGCAUGGAGAAGGGUGCGUGGUAAAUUCCUAGCUAUAAAUUCGUUUACCAUGAGUUGUCGUUGUGAGAAGAGUCCUGAGGGUGUUGCACCAUGCUGCCACCUGGGGGACGGAUGUCUAGAUCUAGUGCUAGUACACGAGACUUCGAGGAUAGACUACAUUAGACACUUAUGGAGGUGUACAGCUAAGAAAGAUAAUCAGUUUGACAUGGACUUCAUACAAGUCCACAGAGUGCGUCAGUUUAAGUUCCGGCCAUUAAUUGACGAUGAUGAUGUCAUAGAUGAUUGUGCAGAGGCUCAUCCAGAUGGUCAACAAACUUUGAAAUCUCACGUCAAGCAAGGGUCAUGUAAUAGUGUUUGGAACUCUGAUGGGGAACCCAUUGAGCAAGCAGCUAUAGAUGUCAGAGUUCACUGUCAAGCUAUCAAGCUGUUUGCUAGAGGAAUUGAAGAAUAUGAUAGUGAUGAUCAGAUUACUUGUGGAGCAUCAUCAGGAAACAUUGAACAAAAGAGACAUGUGGAGCGUCUUGUUGCAGGAAACAUUGCAGAAGUGACACAUGUGGAUAAUUAUGUGUGUCUUGUAGCAGGAAACAUUGAACAAGUGACACAUAUUAUGGAUCAUUAUGUGUGUCUUGUAGCAGGAGAUGUGUCAUUUUAA